Messenger RNA from Cooperia oncophora, 516 nucleotides. The record is from the annotation of a GenBank genome assembly. Lineage: Eukaryota; Metazoa; Nematoda; Chromadorea; Rhabditida; Trichostrongylidae.
AUGCAGCAGUUUGUAAGACAGUGGGAUCGCCAAGAUGUGAAGAAGGGUGAGAAGAACACCAUUGUCACUUCUUACAACCGAAAUUUUACCGGAAGAAACGACGCAAAUCCUGCUACACAUGGCUUCGUUACUUCUCCCGACAUUGUGACUGCACUCGCCAUUACUGGUCGGCUCGAUUUUGAUCCUCGAAAAGACCAGAUUACUGCGGCGGAUGGCUCGAAAUUCGUGCUGAAGGCUCCAUCGGGAGAUGAUCUCCCUCAGAAAGGGUACGAUCCUGGCGUGGAUACCUACCAACAGCCAUCACAGUCCGGAGAGGUUGUUGUCGAUCCCAAAUCAGAGCGUUUACAACUCCUCCAACCAUUUGACAAGUGGGACGGCAAAGAUUUGGAGGACAUGAUUAUUCUCAUCAAAGUUAAAGGAAAAUGCACGACUGACCACAUUUCGGCUGCUGGACCAUGGCUGAAAUACCGAGGUCACCUUGAUAACAUUUCCAACAACUUAUUCUACAGCGCGUGA